This is a messenger RNA of Sesamum indicum (sesame), 1542 nucleotides long. RefSeq names its product ethylene-responsive transcription factor RAP2-12. The record is from RefSeq and is a predicted model, not a curated record. Gene Ontology annotation, biological process: regulation of DNA-templated transcription; ethylene-activated signaling pathway. Gene Ontology annotation, molecular function: DNA-binding transcription factor activity; DNA binding. Lineage: Eukaryota; Viridiplantae; Streptophyta; Magnoliopsida; Lamiales; Pedaliaceae.
AUAAAAAUAGCUUUGUAAGAAAUAAAACCUGAUUCCAUUUUCAUUCUGAAAGCCGAAAGUUCUGACAGAAGGUAAAAAGGUUUAGUUGAAAUGUGUGGAGGAGCUAUAAUAUCCGACUUCCCGCCGCCGGCCAGCCGAUCGUCGCGCCGGCUCACUGCUGACUUGCUCUGGGGCACCGGCGCCGGUUACCUGAACAAGAAUAAGAAUCCUGGCAAUUAUCAUUCCAAGCCACUCAGUUCUAAGUCGAUCAUUGAUUUUGACGAUGAUUUUGAGGCCGAUUUUCAGGAGUUCGAGGAUUAUUCGGACGAUGAAGGGGAGAUCCAUGUGAAAAAGCCGUUCGCUUUCUCUGCUACGAAAGCUCCUGGCCCUAAAGGUUUGAAAUCUGUUGAUUCUGCUGAAUCUGAUGAGGAUGCUGAAAAAUCCUCAAAAAGAAAGAGAAAGAACCAGUAUAGAGGGAUCCGACAGCGCCCGUGGGGUAAAUGGGCUGCUGAGAUCCGUGAUCCAAGGAAAGGAGUUCGAGUUUGGCUUGGUACUUUUAAUACUGCUGAGGAAGCUGCAAAAGCCUAUGAUACUGCAGCUCGGAAGAUCAGGGGCAAGAAAGCUAAGGUGAAUUUCCCUGAAGAUGCUCCAGGCUCUACCUCAAGACGUACUGUUAAGUUAAAUUCAGAGAAAGUGCUUCCUAAGGAAAAUCCCGAUUUGGUUCAGCCCAAUCUGAACCAAAAUGCGAGUUUUACGAACAUGCUAAACAAGGAGUACUAUGAUUCUUUAAGUUUCCUGGAAGAGAAACCUGAGAUGAAUCAAUAUGGCUACACUGAUGCCUAUUGUGCAUCUGAUAAUGUGGGACUAAAAUCACAUACUCCGAUUGAUGGCACUAGUGUUUACUUUAGCUCUGAUCAAGGAAGCAAUUCCUUUGAUUGCUCAGACUUUGGUUGGGGCGACAACUAUGCAAAAACUCCUGAAAUAUCAUCUGUUCUCUCGGCCGUUGUUGAGGAUGAAUUUCUGGGGGACGCUUGCCGCCCAACAAAGAAUUCCAAGUUAAGUUCAGAGGGUGUGGUGACUGGCAACAAGAACACUGCGAAUAAACUCUCUGACGGCCUCUCUGAUUUUGACACCCAGAUGAAGCUCUUUCAGAUGCCAUAUAUAGAGAGCAACUGGGAUGCUUCAAUUGAUGCAUUCCUCAAUGGAGAUGCAACUCAAGAUGGUGGAAGCACAAUGGAUCUAUGGUCUUUCGAUGAUGUUCCGGCUAUGAUGGGUGGUGCCUUCUGAGGCUGUAUGACCCCUCUUGCUUUCUUUCUGUAAAUAAGGCUGCGUGUGUGUUUGUUGCUGGUGAUUGAAGAUGGCAAAACUAUCAAGCAUGCUUAAGCCAUGGAUGGUGUUGUAGUAGGCCUGGUAAAAUGAGCUGUACAUAAGCAACUAGAUUAAAUCAGUAUUUUAAGACUUGAAAUUGAGGAUGACUCGAGUUAUGUCUGUAUGAAUAUUUUACUUUGAUGAGAACCGAUGCUCAAUAGUCAAUAAUACCUAUGUCUUGUUUGUUAACCUAUA